AAAUAUUUGCAAAUUUGCAUAGUAUUAGUUGCUGCACAAACGCCGCCGACGGCAGAGCACGAAUUUAUAGUUGUAAUACGCCAACUAAUAGCCAAUUUUAUAUAAUUUUUCUUUUCUUUAUAUUGUCACGUUACAACAACAAAAAACACAGUGCAAAAAGUGUGAGCAAAAUACACGAAAUCCCAAAUUAAAUAGCAAACGGCGGUGCACAAGGAUUAUUGGAUUUUAACACACGGAAAUCAACGUCCCGCAAAGGAGCAACAGCAAAAUAUAAUCACACAAGAAGAAAGAUAAGAAACACUUAAAACACAACAAAAAUGGGUGCAAGGGAAGACGAGUACGAUUAUCUCUUCAAAGUUGUCCUUAUCGGUGAUUCUGGUGUUGGCAAAAGUAAUUUACUUUCACGAUUCACGCGCAAUGAAUUCAAUUUGGAGUCCAAGUCAACAAUUGGCGUUGAGUUCGCAACGCGCAGCAUAGAGGUCGAUGGCAAAACAAUUAAAGCGCAAAUAUGGGAUACGGCCGGCCAGGAGCGCUAUCGGGCAAUUACGUCUGCAUAUUAUCGCGGAGCUGUUGGUGCUCUGCUCGUUUACGACAUUGCCAAGCAUCUAACGUACGAGAAUGUGGAGAGAUGGCUGCGGGAGCUGCGCGAUCAUGCUGAUCAGAAUAUUGUCAUUAUGCUGGUUGGAAAUAAGUCCGAUUUGCGACACUUGCGUUCAGUGCCGACGGAGGAGGCAAAACUGUUUGCAGAACGCAAUGGCUUGAGUUUCAUAGAAACAUCAGCCCUGGACUCGACGAACGUUGAAACUGCAUUCCAAAAUAUACUCACAGAGAUCUAUCGCAUUGUGUCGCAGAAACAAAUACGAGAUCCACCGGAAGGUGAUGUUAUUCGUCCAUCGAAUGUGGAACCAAUUGAUGUAAAGCCGACUGUCACAGGUGAUGUUCGUAAGCAAUGCUGUCAGUGACCGCCUCAAGCAGCUGCAUCCCCCCGCAACAAAAACAACAACAGCCAGAACAGCAACAUUAACAACAAUUGCAAUUACAACAGCAUAAGAUGUUAUUUUUUAAACAACAAUCAGUUUGUCAUAUAUGCAUAAAUCAAGAAAAUAACGGAAGCAACCACAACAUCCGUAUAUUGAGUUAACUACAGUUUAAACUGAAUUUUAUAUUUCAAAAGCAGGUUACAGGCAUAUUUAUCGCAUUAAUGUGUAAAUUGCAAUCGCGUCAUGCCUGCAAAACUAAACACUCCACUUUCGGUUUAAACUGCAGCUUUAACUAAAAUAUACAUAUAUAUAUUUAAUGAAAUAUACAUAUAUGCUAAUAUUAAAACUAUUAAUAUUAUUAAUUUUCGCAACCUAAAUAGUUGUAUGUAAUUCCCAAAAAAGCAAAACAAAAAAGAAGCUGAAAAUCUGA
Molecule: messenger RNA, 1410 nt
Organism: Scaptodrosophila lebanonensis
Lineage: Eukaryota; Metazoa; Arthropoda; Insecta; Diptera; Drosophilidae
Gene: Rab11
Product: ras-related protein Rab-11A
Exons: 4
Coding region: 318-962 (214 amino acids)
Biological process (GO): exocytosis
Cellular component (GO): recycling endosome
Molecular function (GO): GTP binding; GTPase activity
Source: RefSeq, a predicted model, not a curated record